This is a messenger RNA of Python bivittatus (Burmese python), 2268 nucleotides long. NCBI's taxonomy places the organism in Eukaryota, Metazoa, Chordata, Lepidosauria, Squamata, Pythonidae. The record is from RefSeq and is a predicted model, not a curated record.
GCGUGUGAGAUAAAUGCAAUUGUUCCGUAAGUCAGCAGCGUGAGUACUUUUUAGUGCUACUUUUCUACAGGACUGGAGUGUAACUUGAUCUUCCAGUUCUUUGGCCACUUCUGUGUUCUCCAUACUUCUUUGCAAACUGCACUUACUACUUUAAGUGCAUCAUCUUUUAAGCAUUCUGCUGGUAAUUCAUCUAGUCAGUUCACCAUGUAAAACAUCAUCUUUAAUUUAAGAUGAAUUGAAUUUAAGUUUCUAGUCCCUAGCAAUCAAUUAAGAAACUACUGCUGGGUACAGACCUUGGUUGCCCCCCCCCCAUCAAACUACAAAUCAGUCUUUGUGAGCUUUUCACCUGUGCCACAACCGCAUUGGGUGAGUGUGCAAAGAACUUUAAAAAUGAUUUUAAAAACAGCCUGUCUCAGCAGAGUAUUAUAGACUUAAGCUUUUACAUUAGACACGUCUUGACCAUUUUGGCUGGGUGAAAGAAUGAAUCUUUUCAGCCCUGCAGAAGUAAAGGCGUCCCAUUAUUAUUUUGCUGCCUCUUCAUGGCUCCUGGGACUCAGGGUCACCUUUUAGGUUCCCUCCCCACUGCCUUAUUUGAGGGGGGUUAGGCCCAAUCGGGACAGAGAACUUAUCAACUCCGAACCACCAGUUUUGCUCUUCUGCUCUAAAAUCGUAUGGUAAAUGCGGUGGAAUUGGGAAGGCGCCACCACCAACGCUGAUCUGCAUGUUUCUUGCUGCCUCGGUUGUGCUUUGCAAACCUCAGCGGCAAAGCCUCCGUCCCUGCUUCCUGUGCAAAACGUGUGGGAGGCCCUUUUGGCUAGCAAGCGGGGAGGGGGGAGAGGAAGCACCCCGAAAGUCAAAAGGAGGCAAAUAAGCUCAGACCUCUUCAAAGAAGAACACCAGGACGGCUGAAGACGGAGGCUGGGGGUAUGCAGACAGGCGGGCCAAGCUGACUUCAGGCAGACCGCUUCUGCUCCCAACGCUGCAGAGCCGAGCUCGCUGGCCACCUUUGCUCCCAGGAUGACGGGCUAAGAGGCUUCCUGCAGCAGACGAGGCCAGACCUCUCCUGCUUCAGAGAAGAUGGAAAACCAGACGGCGGCAAACGCCAGCGAGGGGUGCAGCCCUCAGGCAGACUUUCAGUAUUUCCUCUUUCCUGUGAUCUACAUUCUUGUCUUUGUGCUGGGCUUGCUCGAAAACGGGGCCGCCCUCUACCUGCUGAUCUGGCGGAUCUCGAACCCCCCUCGCUCGUACAUCUAUCUCGUCAACUUGGCCGUGGUGGACACCUUGUUCGCCUGUGUCCUGCCUUUCAAGAUCCACUACCACCUUCACCACAACAACUGGAUCUUCGGGGAUAUGGCUUGUCGCAUCACAGGAAGCAUGUACUUCCUCAACAUCUACCUCAGCGUGGCCUUCUUUACGUCCAUCUGCGUCGACCGGUACGUGGCCGUCUUACACCCGCUGGCCUACGUCAGGAUCAAGCGCGUCCAUUAUGCCCUGGUCUCUGCUAUCCUCUGGGUGACCGGGCUGAGCGUUGCUGGCUCGCUGGUCCUGGGGGGGCCUCUUGAUGCCAACAUCAGCAAUGCCCGGGUAUGCUUUGAGAGCUUUGGGGAAGCCUCGUGGAAGGGGCGCAUGCUCCCCUAUAACGUCUGUGUGCUGGUUUUCGGGUUUGUGGUCCCCUUUGUCGUGAUCUUGAUCAGCUACCCUUUGAUUGCCCGGCGAAUUUCACACAUCUCUCACAGCGCUUGCCGAAGGAAAGCGCUGAGCACCAUUUAUCUCAUCCUCUUCAUCUGCGUGACCUGCUUCCUUCCCUUCCACCUCACCCACCUCCUGCAUUUCCUGGCGCGGGCCGGCCUCAUCCAGAACUGCCGUUUUGCCACCACCAUUUACAAGCUACGCCGGGUCACCUUAGCUCUGGUCAGCUUCAACUGCUGCCUUAACCCUGUUCUGUAUUACUACACCUUGGCCAGCAAGCAGUGCCACUGGCAGCUCUGUUGGCAGAAAGGGACCUCAAAGGUCUGCACCAUCAGCGGUGGCCACCGGGGACACCUCAACCAGACACCGGCCUUAUGGGGCGGGAGGUGGAGCAGCCGUGCUGCCAACAAGGUAACGCUGAUGGUCCCCCCGAGAAAGCUUGCUGAUCUUUAAGGGGGUGGCGUUCAUCUUGUUUUGCCAGUUGUGGGCGCACGUUUAAUGUCAUGUGUCAUUUUAGGUUUUGGAGAGGGGCUACUGUGUCUCUAACUUUCCAGAGCAUUUCAAAUAAAGAGUGUUGUC